Nicotiana attenuata is the source of this 339-nucleotide messenger RNA. RefSeq lists its product as uncharacterized. The record is from RefSeq and is a predicted model, not a curated record. The transcript has a single exon. Lineage: Eukaryota; Viridiplantae; Streptophyta; Magnoliopsida; Solanales; Solanaceae. The coding region runs from base 1 to 339 and encodes 112 amino acids.
AUGAAGGGUAUCAUGAGGUUCGGAAAGAAGUUCCAAUUGAGUCUGAGGUUCAUCGUUCCAUUUGAGGUGUUGGAGCGAAUUGGAGAGGUUGCUCAUAGGGUUGCUUUGCCACCCAGUCUAUCGGGAGUUCAUCCAGGUUUCCAUGAGUCUAUGAUCCGGAAGUACCUUGCCAACAGGCCACAUUUGUUAGAUUACAGUACGGUUCAGCUAGAUGAGAGCUUGGGUUAUGAGGAGGAUCCAAUUGCUAUUGUUGACAGGCAGGUCCGCCAGUUGAGGUCUAAGAAGAUUUCAGCGCUAAAGGUCCAGUGGAGGGGUCAACCAGUCGAGGAGGUGGCUUGA